This is a messenger RNA of Rotaria socialis, 705 nucleotides long. The record is from the annotation of a GenBank genome assembly. NCBI's taxonomy places the organism in Eukaryota, Metazoa, Rotifera, Eurotatoria, Philodinida, Philodinidae.
AUGUUGGUGAUCUUUGUUGUAUUUUCAUUUUCAUUCGCUCAACAUAUAAUUGUUAGCAAUGCUCAUGAUGCGUCAUACUAUGAUAAUGAUCAAGUGGAAAAAUUCUAUGUGACACACGAAGCAUGGUUUAACAUAUCAAUACGAGAAAACAAAAUAUCAUCUGUACCCAUUAGAACAGAAAGAAUUGUUAUUGCUUUAUUCGGUGACAUUUGUCCUAUGACAGUUACCAAUUUCAUUACAAUAACUAAAGGUCUUCGGCGAGGAUCUGAACAGUAUUUAUAUAAAGGUACACCUUUUCAUCGUAUAGUUCGUGAUUUUGUUAUUCAAACCGGUGAUUUUACACAUGGAGAUGGUACUGGAGGCAAAAGUAUUUAUGGUGAUAAAUUUAUUGAUGAAAAUUUUAUUUUGAGUCAUCGUUCACCUGGCUGGGUAUCGAUGGCCAAUUAUGGAAAAGAUACAAAUGGAUCGCAAUGGUUUAUAACACUUGUACCUGCUCGAUGGUUGGAUGGUCAUCAUGUUGCUUUUGGACGAGUCAUUUCAGGAAUGGAUUUCGUGUAUGAAUUAGGUGAAAUGGAAAUAUUCAAAGGAACAAGUAUUCCAAAGAAAUAUGUUGCUAUUGACGAUUGUGGUUUAAAUGAAAUGACAAAAUAUGAACUUUCAUAUGAACAAUUAGGCUCUUAUACUGAUUUAGUUGCCAGUGCUUAG